CACUUGACGUGUGGGCUUGGGUGGAUGAAGUUCCUGAUGGAGCAGUCAAGCCUCCUACGAAUAAAAUGCCUAUUUUCUUUUUUGGCACCCAUGAGACGGCGUUUUUGGGACCAAAGGACAUAUUCCCUUACUCUGAAAAUAAAGAUAAAUAUGGCAAACCAAAUAAAAGAAAGGGUUUUAAUGAAGGGUUGUGGGAGAUUGACAACAAUCCCAAAGUGAAGUUCUCUCAUCAGCAGUCCCAUCCAGCUGUUAACACUCCUAUCAAAGAAGGUGUUCAGGAAAGCAGUCAGGAGCCUGCUGAGGGGAGUGAGGAGAAAGCAGGAGCCAAAAGAAGGAAGUCUUCCAUCCCAAAAUUAUCCCCUAAAGGGGAUAAUAACUUGCCUGCAGAAGCUGAAGUAGAAGAAAAGGAGAUGGAUACUUCAAAGGAAGAUGAUCUACCUUCUGAAAAAAGCAGUAAGGAAGAUGUGGUGAAAACAAAUGAUGCUUCUAUUCCUAAAGUUGCUCGAAGAGGAAGAAAAAGAAAGGCUGAAAAGCAAGCUGAAGCUGAGGAAGCAGCAGCAGUGGCAACGGCGGCAGUGGCAGCGGUGGUGGCAGCAGCAGUGGCAGCAGCACCUCCUGUGUCAGUGUCUCCAAAAGUAAGCCCCAAAAGAGGAAGACCAUCAGCUUCUGAAGUAAAGGUUCCAAAACCACGAGGGAGACCCAAGCUAGUGAAACCAUCUUGUCUUUCAGAGAGUGACUUUGUUAAUGAGGAUGAGAAGGCAAAGAGAAAAGGACCAGAAGAAAAGCCCAAAAAGCAAGGGAAAAAAGAUGAGGAAAGUCAGAAGGAAGAGGAGAAAUCGAAGAAGGAGCUUGACAAAAAAGAAGGCAAGAAAGAGGCUGAACCAAAAAGGAAGAAUGCUACAAAAGUGGGCUCUGUGUCAGCUUCUGAUUCUGAGGAUGAUGGAGAAGAACAAGAAGGUGACAAGAAGAAAAAAGGGGGAAGAAGCUUUCAGGCAGCUCACAGAAGAAACAUUGUAAGAGGCCAGCAUGAGAAGGAAGCAGCAGAAAGAAAGCGUAAGCAAGAGGAACAAACAGACUCUGAAUCGCAGAGUAAAGAAGAAGGCAAGAAAACAGAAGUUAAGAAGAUGGAGAAGAAGAGAGAAACAUCAAUGGAUUCUAGGCUUCAAAGGAUACAUGCAGAAAUUAAGAACUCCCUGAAAAUUGAUAAUCUUGAUGUGAACAGGUGUAUUGAGGCUCUUGAUGAGCUUGCAUCCCUGCAGGUCACAAUGCAGCAAGCUCAGAAACAUACAGAGAUGAUUCUGACUCUGAAGAAGAUACGUAAAUUCAAAGUUAGCCAAGUUAUCAUGGAGAAGUCUACGAUGCUAUACAACAAGUUCAAGACCAUGUUUCUGGUUGGGGAAGGAGAUUCUGUUCUUUCCCAAGUACUAAAUAAAUCACUUGCUGAGCAGAAGCAGCAUGAGGAAGCAAACAAAACCAAAGAACAGUGGAAGAAAGGAGCAAGCAAAAAAACGGAAAAGGAAAAGGACCAAACAGGUUCAAAGGUUCUGAAUGGAGGGUCUGAAGCUCCAGACACCAACCAGUCACAACACAAUGGAGAGAACACUGAGGAAAAGAAAGAUAGGCAUGAAGUUGCCAGUAAGAAAAAGUGA
Merops nubicus (carmine bee-eater) is the source of this 1649-nucleotide messenger RNA. It is a transcript of the gene PSIP1, whose product is annotated as PC4 and SFRS1 interacting protein 1. The annotation marks the transcript as partial. Gene Ontology annotation, cellular component: nucleus. Gene Ontology annotation, molecular function: double-stranded DNA binding; transcription coregulator activity. NCBI's taxonomy places the organism in Eukaryota, Metazoa, Chordata, Aves, Coraciiformes, Meropidae. The transcript has 15 exons. The record is from RefSeq and is a predicted model, not a curated record. Gene Ontology annotation, biological process: regulation of transcription by RNA polymerase II.